Molecule: messenger RNA, 5199 nt
Organism: Leishmania mexicana MHOM/GT/2001/U1103
Lineage: Eukaryota; Euglenozoa; Kinetoplastea; Trypanosomatida; Trypanosomatidae
Exons: 1
Coding region: 1-5199 (1732 amino acids)
Source: RefSeq, a predicted model, not a curated record
AUGCCGCUGCCGCCAGGUGCACAUCUCAUGAAGGGCCCUUACCCGUUCGGUGGAGGUCGCGGGGCCCCCGGGCUGAUGGGACUGCCGGCAGCCGCAGUACCUCCCGGCUUUAGAGGGAAGAGACCGCCUGGUCAGAUGCUCAUGAUGGCCGGCAACCAGAAAAUGUUGGUGCCCCCACCGUCGUCGUCGGCCGCUGGGGUUGGCCACUCCCUCGCGACGAGCCAGCCACUAAGCCGCCCCACCUCACCAGGGACGAUGACAGCGCAGCCUGGUGCGCCGGGACGCGGCCCCAUCGGCCCACCGCACUCAUCCCCGCAGUUCGCGUUCGUGAGCGGGAAGAAGAUCAUGAUGCCGCCAGGCGUGAAGUUGCCCGCGGGGGGCCCCGGCCCCAGUCACGCCCCCGGCGCUGCCGCUUCCGCAGCGCCGCCACGGGCCGUGAUGCAAAGCAAGAUGAUGAUGCCACCAGGGCCGGGUUGGGAGGCAAACCGACAGCCGUCACCCACAACAUCACCGCCGCCGGGGGUGAUGGGUCGCGGUGGAAGCAGCCCUUCGCCGCUUCGCGUGAACCCCGGUCAAAGCCCUGUGCGGCCACCGAUGCCGUCGCCGUCGCCACCGCCACCGCCAACAAGAGCGGCAGCGGCUAGUGCCUCUGGCAACAAGAGCCACAAGUUCGACCCUGUGCGGAGUCUCACCAACGCCCUCAGCUCUCUGAGGCCCGGCAGUACCUCGGACAGGGAACGGGAGAACGAGCGACUGCGGCGCGAAGCGGCAGCGCUACAGCAACGGCUGCAGACGCCACCUGGGCUGGGCGCUCGUGAGAGAGGUGUCGACAGCGGCCCUGCUGGUCCCCGCAGCAGCAGCCGCACCGCCUUGAUGCCGACUAGUCGCUCCCUGCCUCACCCUGCUGGCCAAUCACCACCCCGGAAGCAGCCGCCGAUGCCCCCUCCGCAGUUGAUGGGCAACGCAAAGAUGAUGGUAGGACAGCCACCAGUCUCGCUGCGUGGAAAGUCGCCGACACCCAUGAACCCGUCAACGUCCGGCAAUCCGAGCGGCGGUGGUGGUGGUGCCGCAGCAGCAGCAGCAGCAGCACCAGCACCAGCACCGGCAAGCUCGACGAUGAGGAUGCCACCUGGUCAGUUCAUGGCGAUGAAGGGCCGCCCUGGCGGCGGUGGUGUCGUGGCGGGGGCAAAGAAGGCAAUCAUGGGUCUUCCGCCCCCUGGUGCGGCCCGCAGCACGGCGACCGCCUCUCCUCCAGCAGUGCGGUUGGCGCCAUCGCCCCAGCAGCUGCUGCAACACCCGUCUCCAGCGGGGCCGCGGCUGGUGAAGGGCGUCGUAGGGCCACCACCACCGCACGAACGGCUCAUCCCGCCUCCCUCACAGCAGCAGUCGCACUACGGCUCGACAUCACCGCCGGCUGCGUCGCUGCCCUCACCGUCUUUGCCGGCAACACCGCCACCAGCAGCUGCUGCCGCCACGAAUGCGCUCCGUGUGCCGAGUUCGACCGUGCUUAAGGAGGGGCAGAUGCCCGAGGCUGGCGUGCGGUCACCUGGGCACGGACUCCGGCGACUAGGAGAAAGCUCUGAGGACAGCGACAGCAGCGGCGGAGAUGGUGGUGGUGGUGGUGGUGGUGGUGGUGGUGCACACCACGGCGCGCAGGUAGGAGCAACCUCGCACAGCCACGGGCCCGGUCACCUUCGCACCAAAUCCUUGGUGAAGGACACAGACGGCACGGUGGACUCGGCCAGAGCGCAGAAAAGCGCCGCAGACGACGAAGACACGGCACUGCACGAGGACGACAAGACGCAGCAGCCAAGGCCGUCCUCCUCGCCACCGCGCCACGAGGCAGCCCGUGAGACAAGGGACCGCAGCCACCACCGCGGCGAUGGCGACCGAAACGACGGUGCGCACCACUCCACCGGCGCCAUAACAUCCACUUCAGCGUCUCCUGGUGCUGGUGCAGCCGCCACGUCGCGAUCAUCAUCGUCUGCGCACCGUGACGGCAACGACAAGGCAUCUGCCCCCACGAUCCUGCAGCCGGUGCGGCAAACUGCAACAACAGCGGCACGCAGCGCUGCCGCAGCUGCCAAGCGACGACAAGAGGAAGAGGAGCACCGGCGCCGCGAGGCGGCUGGCAAGAACGCGUUAGCGUCGAAGAAGUUGCGGAGCUCGCGAUCGAAGUCGGCCCCGUGCGCCGAACACGCGAGUCGACCGCAGCCCGCCGCGGCCGCCGGCGCGGCACGAGAACCGCCGUCACCGCAGGAGGAGGAGGACAACACGCAGAAGCCAUCUAGCGUGGAGCGAAGCAUCCACAGCAUCGUGUCCACCACAUCAUACCGAGCCCCGCUGUCCCCGUCUGACUCUUCCACAUCCACGUUGGGCGAGCAGAAGAGCCCCCGCACACCCGCACGCGGCCGCGGCAGAGCUGGUGGUGGUGGUGAUGGCUUUGCCGCGUCGCCGGGGUCCCCCCCCACGCGGUCGGGAAAGCGAACCGGCAAGGCCACUCAUCUCGACCUCUCCGACAUGCGGAAGAGCGGGCAGUGGCAGCGGCAGUCCCGCAGCAUACGGUCAAGGCUUCGCAGCCGUAGCACGAACGCCCGGCGCAGCACCGGCAGGGGAUGCAGCGGCAACGACAGUGAUGCCGAUGACGAGGAGGAUGCCGACAGCGGCUCGGAGAAGCUGACGAGCAGCGACCUCUACCGCCUUGCAAAGUUGCUGCGUGACGGCAACGCGGGCCUUAUGGGGGCAGACAUCGACGACCGGAAGCGCAGCAGCCGUCGCCGGCGGUCGCACCAUCGUGGCGACAGCGGCAGCGACGGGGGCUCUGAGGCGGACAGCAGCGAUGACGGUUCUUGGGGACUGCAGCGCCGUGGACGGCGGCGUCGGCAGCACAGUACUGCGAAGCGUCGCAGCACGCUCCCUCUCACCACAGUCGGCAUUCCAUGGCGGUAUGCUGGCACACGGCGCUCGUUGGAACCGUUCGCGUCACCACCACGGGUGCGGCGGCCGCUCGGGUACAUCAAUGUCGGCGGCGGUCGCUACGCACGUGUCGGCGGCAGUCCGUAUACCCUUCCCCAGAGUCGACCUCGCGCCACUUCGGUCGGGGCCGUGCCGCUCGGCACGACCAACACGCGCGCGUUGGUCCGCGACGCCGGGGCCUAUGGCAGUUACCCACCCCUCUCUGGCGAGCGGAACCGCUGGACGUCGGCGCUGCUGGCAGCUUUUCGCAACGCCGCCGUGACAGAGGUGCAGAGGAGCGCUCUGCUGGACAGCCAGCAAGCGUCCAGCGCGCGCGGCGGUGGUGGUGCGGCGGCGCUCUACUACGGUAGCCAGCAGGGACAGCGAUUUGGUGCUCGCCGCUCCCCGCCUUAUCCCCACACCCGUGACGGCCGCAGUGCUUCCGGUGGCGGCUUGGAUGACACGAUGUCGUCAGCUGCUGACUCGCAACACCCCUACUGCGUGUCCACCUCAGCCCCGCUCUCCGCCGCGCCGUCCAUGGCCCCUCUGCGCCGCGGCGCGGCGGCCGUGUAUGAGCAGAACGAGCAGGAGCGCGGGCGGCCGUCGCCCCUGUCCGGCUCCCUACGCUGGGCUGCUGCCCAACCCUACAGCAUCCCUUCACAACUACUGUCAUCGACAUCGACAGCAGCGGUGACAGAGCCUGUUGGGCUUCUGAGCCUCGACAAGGACAAGGUCGAUCCGGCGGUAGAGCCCAACACGCAUGGCACCGCAGCAGCGGCGGUCAACGACGCGGCGGCGCCGGCGCGAGUUGCUUCGUUGCGCAGGAGCAACUUCUCUGAUCAGCUGCAUGGCCUCCUUCCCCUCACGUCGUCAUCCGCUGAAGCAACAAGGGCCGCGGCGGCAGCAACGAGGCCUAGAAGCAUCAGCGGCGCCGACACGGCAAGCGUCAGCGCGGCAGGCUGCGGUGAAGGGGAAGCGAAGAGCGCGGCUGCCCCGGCGUCGUCGAGCUUGAUCCCCACGUUUAUGUCAUCUACGUUGUCGGCGCCGCCCUGGGAACGGGCGUGGUCACGGGGCCCGGGCAAUCAUCUGCGCACCUCCUCGCCGUCGACCCAGAAACAACGGCAGGAGGAGCAGAGAUAUAUUCAGCAGAGCGAGAGCUGCAACGCGGCGAACAACUUGAGACCAUUUGGCAGCGCCGCUGCCGCUGCUGCUGCUGCCACAGCGCAUGCUGGCAGGCACACCUCGGACGCGAAGCCCGACGCCUCCUGUUCGCCCUCGCGCGAGGAGCCGGUCUACCUAAGCAAGGCCACGGUUGCACGCCUUUGUACCCCGCGGCAGCGCCGAGGCAGUCUCGGUGCGAGUGCUGCCACGGCGAUAAGCCCUAUCUCUCGCCUCAGUCACGGCGGUGCUGACGGGAUCAGCAGCGUGACAGCGCAGACGUGCAGCAAGUGGCUUGACGAAAUCAUUGACUCCGCGACGGUGACGGCCACUGGCGUACGCGCGGGCGGGGGAGCGGGCGGUGGCCGAGAACACGCGGCGUCCGCGGCGAAUGGGAUCCCUGUUGUCGAUCUCCGUCGCGAGUUCAAGCCGCGCAUCGCGGACGGCGGCACGGAUGGCCGCGGCGGUCCGAGCAGCGUGCGCGCCGCGCCCCCGUCCCUGCACGAUGGCGGCACGACGGACUACACCCAGGAGUUCACCGGGUCGCGCGCCCGCCCGCACGUUCCUGGAAUCUCCUUCAAAUACAUGAUCGGUGCGCGCUCGGCCACCGGCUCGCCACCGCGCACGGGUGGCAAGGCCUCCGCUACAGGCGGCGGCGCGGUCAACGUGAAGACAGUCAACGGCGUCUCGGACGGACUGCCGUUUUCGGCCUACUCCUCCAUACGCAUCCACAACCCGGCACGCAAGUCGCCGUGGGCACUGGCGCCGGAGCGCGAGGGGCUAAAGGUGCUCCCUGGACAGCCCGCUUUGUCGCGGCGUCGACGCAUUCCCGUGGAUGACAACGCAGCCGCAGAAAACGGCGCCGCCGAUUCUGAGCUUGGCGUUCAUGAAGCCGACGAUGCGCGGCACUGCGCGCGUGGCGCCACCCGCACUGUUGUCGAGGAGGUGCACCUGGACGAGCACCGCCGCCCCUACUUGAUUGUGCGCCCGGUGCCCAGUAGCGAGGAGGGCGAGGCGCAGCGUGCGGCGGUGGAGCGGCUCUCACGCCCAAAACCCGUCUACCGCCGCGCCAACGACCCUGCUUGA